AUGGGCCCGUCGCUCUUGGCUCUCCAUGGUUCAGCGGACGACGACGAACAAUCUUAUCCGAAACAAGGCUUCAUAGAGGACGAGAAUGAUGGCGCCGUUGAGAAUGGCACCCUCGCCUUUGUUCACGUGAUCCAAUCUAGCCUGGCCUACCCCGGGCUCCAGGUGUUACCUAAAGAAGCUGUUCAUGCGCUCAAGUGUUUACUUCGCGCACUCGACGCUUUUCAUCAACAAGAAGUUAUUGCUCCACCUACGGCGAUCACUUAUGAUCGUGGCUUCUCCAAGCUGCGAUCUCUCACUAACAACGAUGGUGUUGGCUCUUUUACGGCCUUCCAUCAUAACAGCCUAUCUCUUGACUCACUCCUCAAAGGCUCAGACGCACCCACUCUUCUUACGGUGGCACUCAGUUUAUUCAACAAACCCUUCAUUGCAGUCUACACUCAGGUACUCCAUAGCGUCGCCAAAUCCAUUUAUUCGCCGUUUAUUGCGUCAAACAAGCCCCCGCCUCCGCCUGCUCCGAAGCCUUAUCCAACUGGUCCCCACCAGAGCGGUAUAGACACACUGAACGCACUCCAAUUCUACACCAUACUCAAGCUACCCCCGAAAUUCUCUCGUGACGGCGCCAACACGGCAACGAAUGAGCCGCCGCCUCGUCCGGCUCCUAAGCCCUAUCCGACAGGCCCAUCUCAGAGCAAGCUUACGAGGCCACACGAGGCGCCUCCGCGUCCAGCGCCGAAGCCAUAUCCAACCUGGGUGCAUCAAAGCUAG
Molecule: messenger RNA, 765 nt
Organism: Cucurbitaria berberidis CBS 394.84
Lineage: Eukaryota; Fungi; Ascomycota; Dothideomycetes; Pleosporales; Cucurbitariaceae
Exons: 2
Coding region: 1-765 (254 amino acids)
Source: RefSeq, a predicted model, not a curated record